AUGGAUAUUUACAAUAAAGGAGAAGAAAUGAUACCGACCAUCAAUAUUGAAAAUGAAGAAGUAAGCGAAAAUGGUAUAGUGCUUGAAAGUGAAUAUGAAAGAAUGAUGAUGGAGUUUAAUGAAAGAGACGAAGAUGAAGUAAGACUUCUUAUUAUUCAAUAUUUUCUUCUUUAUUAUAAUCAAAGACCACCAGCAUUAAACCUAUUACAAAAAAGUUUUAAAGAUUUUGGUCCUUCUCGUAUUUCUGCUCUUUCGGUCCCAUAUCUUUUCCCAAUUGAUGAUAAUAAUUAUUUUAUUUACACCGAUGGCUCUGUCUAA
Molecule: messenger RNA, 318 nt
Organism: Rhizophagus irregularis DAOM 181602=DAOM 197198
Lineage: Eukaryota; Fungi; Glomeromycota; Glomeromycetes; Glomerales; Glomeraceae
Source: RefSeq, a predicted model, not a curated record